Corvus hawaiiensis (hawaiian crow) is the source of this 4104-nucleotide messenger RNA. RefSeq names its product zinc finger protein 777-like. The transcript is spliced from 7 exons. The record is from RefSeq and is a predicted model, not a curated record. The coding region runs from base 31 to 2349 and encodes 772 amino acids. NCBI's taxonomy places the organism in Eukaryota, Metazoa, Chordata, Aves, Passeriformes, Corvidae. Gene Ontology annotation, biological process: regulation of DNA-templated transcription.
GGGCCUGAGGCGGCGGUGGCGGCCGCGGCCAUGUCCCGCCGGGGGCCCGCGCAGGUGUCGGGCAGCCUCCGGCAGAAGGCGGUGCCGGGCAUGGCCCCGGCGGAGCUGCAGGAGCUGCAGAGCCGCACGGAGCGCGCGGAGCGGCGGCUCCUGGCCUGCGAGAACCUGGUCGGGGAGCUGGGCAGUGGCCUGGCCACCCUGGGCACCCUCGUGCAGGGCUAUGGGCAGCUCCAGCAGCGCCUGCUCAACCUGGAGAACCUCCUCAAGAACAGGAACUUCUGGAUCCUGCGCCUGCCCCCCGACUCCCGGGGGGAGAUCCCCAAGGUGCCGCUCACCUUCGAUGAUAUCUCGGUGUAUUUCAACGAGCUGGAGUGGGAGAGGCUGGAGCGCUGGCAGAAGGAUCUGUACCGGGCCGUGAUGAGGGGCAACUAUGAGACCUUGGUGUCCCUGGACUAUGCCCUGUCCAAGCCCGACAUCCUGUCCCAGAUCGAGAGGGAUGAAGAGCUCAGUGACAAAGACGGUCAGGAGUCCCCAUGGACAGAGAAUGGGGAUGGUCAGAAGCACCCCCAGGCACCAGAAGAGAUGGAUGAGGCUUCAGGAGAUGAAACCCCCAUGGAAGCUGCCCCAGGAGCAGAUGGUGCCGUGUCCAAGCCCAAUGGCCGGUCUUGCAUCAAGAGGGAUGAAGAGCCCAGCGACAAAAAGGGUCCAGAGCCCUCGUGGACACAGAAUGGGGACAGCCAGAAAACCCCACAGAUACAGGCUGGGGACAGCCAGGAACCCCCACAGACACGGAGUGGGGACAGGCCAAAGUCCCCAUGGACACGGAGUGGGAACAGCCAGAAAACCCCACAGAUACAGAAUGGGGACAGCCCAAAGUCCCCAAGGACGCGGAGUGGGAACAGCCCAAAGUCCCCAAGGACACGGAAUGGGGACAGCCCAAAGUCCCCAAGGACACGGAGUGGGAACAGCCCGAAGUCCCCACGGACACGGAGUGGGAACAGCCCGAAGUCCCCACAGACACACUCUGGGGACAGCCAGACACCCCCUCAGACACAGACUGGGGACAGUCAGAACCCGCCCCAGACAAGUGUCACCAACAAUGAGAAGCCCCCACAGACACCAGAAAAGAUGGAGCAGAAGGAAGAGGCUUCGGGAGAGGAUCCCGUGCCCAUGGAAGCUGGCCCAGAAUUCCCCAUCCUGGUGAUGAACGUGAUGUCCCUGGGGGACCAUCGGCCGGAGACAGCGACAGAGGAGGACCCGGAGAUGGAGGAGGACCCGGAGAUGGAGGAGGACUCAGCAGAGCCUGACACUGAGGAGACCUCAUCCAUGGAAGAUGAAAUGCCGUGCGAAGGGGCUUCUUCCGAGGACGUCAAGGUGAAGGAAGAGGAGCCUGAGCUGCUGGCAGAGGAAUCCACACCCUCUCCUGGCUCAGAGAUCCAAAAGUACCCCAAAAACGAGCUGGUGAAAGCCAAGAGCAAGAAGAAGCCGAACCGGUGCGAGGCCAGCAACCUCCUGAUGGGCAACUGCCGGCGCGGGUACGUGCGGGAAUGGUCCCAUCCCUGCACGGAGUGCGGGAAGCGCUUCCGCCUCAAGAUCAACCUCAUCAUCCACCAGCGCAGCCAUGCCAAGGAGGGGCCCUAUGAGUGCCCCGUGUGCGAGAUCGGCUUCAGCAGCAAACGGCACCUGGACCUUCACCGCGACAUCCACGUCAAGGACAGAGCCUUCGGGGCCAAGGUCUGGGGCAACGUCCACCCCGAGCUGCGCGUCCGCCCGCGCAGGGACCUGUGCGGCAGUGCCCACAGGCUGGGCAGCGGCGGCCACGCCGGGGGAGCCUGGCUGGGCCAGCCCAAGGAGGAGCCGGACAGAGAGGGCCUGUCCGGCUCCGGGAUCGCACGGCCGCCGAAUUCCAGGCUGAAGUGCCCCCACUGCAAGAAGUUCUUGUCCUGCUCCAUGUCGCUGCAGCGGCACCUCCAGACCCACACGCGGGACCGGCCCUACUGCUGCAGCUCCUGCAACAAGUGCUUCACCCGCCGGAAUCACCUCCUGCGCCACGAGAAGAUCCACGAGCGGGCUCUGGCCGCGCUCCAGCAGGAGGCGAACGCCCAGGCCCCCGCUGCUAUCCCGGCAUCCCCGCAGCACAGGGCUCCUGAGGCCGAGAGGAGCCUUUCCCAAGGGAGCAGGAGCCCUGAGGCUGCAAAAGCGAGCCCACCCAACGUGCUCCUGCUGGGAGCGACACCACUGGGGCUGCCGGACAAAGGCUCCCCGCUCCCUGACUGCAUCGGGAAAGCCGUGCAGCCUGUGGUCCAGCUGGGAUCGAGGGCAGUGGCUUCAGGGAUGAUGGAGAAAUGACCAUGGGACAGAUCUGAACUGUGCGUGUCCCUGGAGAGAAGCUGUGAGUUUGUUGGGUUUGCACCUGCUGGGACACCGGGAUUGGGAAUCUGCUACGUUUUAGGAGCUUCCUGGGUUGUAGAAAGAAUGGGAAGCUUGGAAACCGCAACAGAGAGCAAACUGUGGAAGCCUCCAGUGAUCCAAAAUGAUUCACCAUUCCACUGACUUGUUUCUGUUGGCUGAUGCUUGGAAUUUUCCCAGGGUGACUCCUGGGAGAUGACCAGGUGAAUCCUGGUCAAACAGGAGCAGAGCUUUCAUGUUCCUUGAUGUUGGAACUGCCCCCUUGUGUUCGGGAACACAACUGAAGAGGACAGGCAGAAGGGAAUGGAGCUGGCAGCAUUCCCAAGCAGCCCUUUGCUCCAUGGACCAAGCUUCCUGACAAAGACACCGGAUGAAGAGAGCGUGACAUCUCUGAGACCCCACCGCAUCCUGGCCACGCUUGUCACCCCCCACCCUGGGGAGGAGAUCAGCCAACACCCCCUCCAGCAGGUCGGGAACACUGGAGCUUUACACUGGAGGAUCCGGAGGACAAACCAAACCCCAAUAUUCUGUGCUGGCGUAUUCCAGGGAUCCCGGCAGGUCCAUCAGGAAGGCCACAGGCACCCUCGGGACCAUCCUGCAUGGGUGCAGAGUCAUUUUAGGAAUACUUGACGGGUCAGCCAGCCCCAUGCUGCAGCAGCACCCCUGAUCCUUGUGGAUCCGCUUGCAUGGAGCAGCCCCUCAGCUCUGGAGGAAACUCCCACUCUCCCAACCACAGCUCAUCCCCUUUUGCCCAAAAUCCCACCAUAAUGAAUCCUACGGGAAAACAGUUCUGCAGCUACCUCAGUCAGGGAGAGGGGGAUCUGCCCGGAGGCAGCCCGUGGAAGCCAGGCCUGGCGCUGCUCCGGUGUCCCCUGGAGCAGUGUCCUUGGCCAGAGCCCCACACACAUUCCACACACUGGCUGUGCACAGGGAGCACAUCCCACCUGGAGCCAUCACCAUGCGGGCCCAAUGGAGCAGCUGUUGGGACUCCUGAGUUUAGUUAGUUUUGCAGGUUUUUUUUGUUUUCUUUGAGUUGUUUGAUGUAAUUAUUUGAUAUCCUGAAGUCUCUGGCCCUCUCCAAGCAGUGAGCACUGGGAACUGGCAGGCUUUUCCCAUCUUUCAUUCCAGUCACUCCCAAGGUGUGAUGGUGCUGCUGGGGAAGCUUUGGGAGCUGAGGGAACACCUGUGCCACAUCCAGGUGUGAUCCUCAGCUACCUCCUGCUCCACGGGACAGACAGCAGCAUCCAAGCUGCUCCACAGAGAUACACAUGACAUCCCACUGUUCCCCUGGGCCAGUGUCUCACAAUUCCUGCCCCUGGGAUUGCAUUGUGGAGCAUUCCUGGACUGCAGCAGGAGCUGGGAGGGGUGACAGUGGCAGAUGGGUCACUCUGUGUCCCCAGCAGGACACAGGGGUGGUUGAUGCCUUAUGGUCCCAUGGUGGCCAUGGAUCUGGCAGUGAGCCAGUGGCUGGUUAUCCCUGUUACCCCUGCCCAGGCAGAGAUCCCAGUGCUCCCCGGUUUAUCCCAGGGGCAUGGCUGAGCUGGUGUGCCGGUGUUGCUGGUAGGUGAAUCCCCCCAGGCCAGCAGAAGGGCCCCAACCAGGCAUUUCUAAAUCUGCUGUGAGCGGGACCAGCGUUUCCUACGACAUUCCCAAUCCCUUUCUCAGGCUGUGGAAUCAAUAAAGUAUUUGUCUCUA